CUCGGCUCUAGGCCCCGCCCCUCCCUCCGCGCGGCCCCGCCGCCAUUUCGCUGCCCCGGAAGCGCUCGCGCCCCCCGUGCCCGGCGGAACAUGGCGGCCGUGUCGGUGCUGCGCGCGCCCGCCGGCGGCUUCAGCUUCGACAACUGCGCUCGGAACUCGCUGCUGGAGGCCGAGCUGGUGCAGAGGGGGCUGCGGGUGCCCGCGCCGCGCAAGACCGGCACCACCAUCGCCGGCGUCAUCUUCAAGGAUGGCGUCGUCCUGGGAGCGGACACCAGAGCCACGGAGGGCAUGGUCGUUGCUGACAAGAACUGCUCGAAAAUACACUUCAUUUCUCCGAAUAUCUACUGCUGCGGGGCGGGCACAGCUGCAGACACGGAGAUGACGACUCAGCUGAUCUCCUCCAACCUGGAGCUGCACUCCCUGUCCACGGGACGGCUCCCUCGGGUGGUCACUGCCAACAGAAUGCUCAAGCAGAUGCUCUUCAGGUACCAGGGCUACAUCGGGGCCGCGCUGGUGCUGGGCGGCGUGGACGUGACGGGCCCCCACCUGUACAGCAUCCACCCGCACGGAUCCACCGACAAGCUGCCCUACGUCACCAUGGGUUCUGGAUCGCUCGCGGCCAUGGCAGUGUUUGAAGAUAAAUACAAACCCGACAUGGAGGAGGAGGAGGAGGGAGCCAGCCUGGCUUUAUGGAGCAUUUUGUGUAUUAGGAAGGAUAUAUUACCAGAGGGCCCAAGGCCUCUUUUCCAAAUAAAACAUUGACCUUCAUUCCCUUCCAUCCUUUUGUCAGAGGUAAAGCAAUGGUCAGAUGGGCAGUUUGCUUUAUUUGAAGGCAGACGUGUUAUUGCUUGAUAUUAAUUUUUUAUAUGCAGUAACAUAAAGUAACUUUAACUGUACUCUUUUGCAGGGUUUGCAUAUCUGGGUGGCUGAGGGUCACUGUGUUACUGCAGAGCAGCACAGAGGGGCCAGAGGAGGAGCUGCAGCCAGGCAGGAAUUACAGCUCUGGUGCUGUUAAGCAGUUCCCAUUUUGAGAAUCAGUUCCCUAAAAACCCAUGAACUUUACUAAGUGAUGGAUUGAAUGAGUUUUUGUAAUCAUUCUUAGUUCAGAGAAUGGGAAUAGUGUUAAAAGAAAUCCCAUCGUUGUGAGAAGAGCUUGUAAUUUAAUUCUGUGGCAUUGGAAAUAUGGAUUGUACUAAUCCCCGUGCAGGGAAUGACACACAGCAGCUCAUGUUAUUGAGGAGUAGUUCCGAAUCAUAUAAGUUUCUUGUCUUGGCAGGUAAUUUGGCAUAAAUUGUUAAUGUAAAUCCAGGUUAGUGGGGAAGACGUUAUUUUACUAAAAAAGAUAAACUGCUGAUUAAUUCAGUAUAGAACUCAAUUACAAAUUGAAAGUGUCUCUGCGGGACGCCAGUACCCUAAAGACAGCAGAUGUUGAAUUGAUACUCCAGCAUAUUUCACCCUGGUAUGAAAUAUUAACGUGGUUUAUUAUACUGGUGGUGUAUGAUAUCAGAGAGGGGGUGGGGACGAGGCAGCUUCCUCUGAACGGGGAAGAACUGUUAUCUCAGAAUAAUUACUGGGGACUACUGAGCAGUUUAUCUGAAAGUUCUUAGCAGAGGAUGGUUAGAAAAAUAAACAUUUACUGACACUUCAGUCACAAAGAAUCCAAACAUAAAACACAUAGGUUUAAUUUAACAUUUUUUUUAAGAGAGACAAGUUGUGUCAUUCCUUAUUCUAAGGCAGCACUGGAAAUGCUCUUUUUUGGGGGGCGAUUUGUUAAACCUGAGUGGUUUAAAUGACACAUGCCAGCCCCUUUCCUGACAGCCAAACCAAAUCUAUUCUUGCUGCUGGAGCCUUCCAGCCUCCCCUUACAAGAAACAGAAAGUCCUUUGCUUCUCAGGUUUGUUCUCUUUGGACUUGGAGCAGACUUCAGCAUCUCUUCCAGGUCAGACUGAUCUCCCCCCAGCCCCUCACUCCCGUGCACUGCUGGUUCUCUCCCAGACUCUAAUUAUGCUCCUGUAGGUGCCUGUGUCCUUCAAGAGGAUUGCUUUCUACCCCCAAAUUCCAACACUCCUUUAUCGAUUUAUUUUUUGUUGCCAUUGUCCUUCCUGAAGCUUCUGAUUUUUUUUUUCUUCCCUUCUCUUCCCAUAUAAGUCUUGGAGAUUCUCAUUUUAAGUAGUAUCAGCUUUCUUUAUGAUAGCAUUUGAACAAAUCUCGUUGUAAAAGGCUAUUAUGAUAAGUAUUUGCAUUUGUUUAUUCUUACAAAAAUACUUGUUUAUGUUGAUGUUGUACUGAUUGUGCAUUGCAUUUCAAAUCUUCCUAAGAAUUGCUUUGGAGAACUGCAUUAUGUAUUGCAUCUCUAUCACCAUCCUGCUGAUCUGCAGCGGGCAUUAAUUUUAUUUUGGUAUGAAAAAAAAAAA
This is a messenger RNA of Passer montanus (Eurasian tree sparrow), 2414 nucleotides long. It is a transcript of the gene PSMB7, whose product is annotated as proteasome 20S subunit beta 7. Gene Ontology annotation, cellular component: proteasome core complex. The record is from RefSeq and is a predicted model, not a curated record. Gene Ontology annotation, molecular function: threonine-type endopeptidase activity. Bases 91 to 762 code for a protein of 223 amino acids. Lineage: Eukaryota; Metazoa; Chordata; Aves; Passeriformes; Passeridae. The transcript is spliced from 7 exons.